Pomacea canaliculata is the source of this 1065-nucleotide messenger RNA. RefSeq lists its product as uncharacterized. The record is from RefSeq and is a predicted model, not a curated record. The coding region runs from base 385 to 936 and encodes 183 amino acids. Lineage: Eukaryota; Metazoa; Mollusca; Gastropoda; Architaenioglossa; Ampullariidae. The transcript is spliced from 5 exons.
UUGCCAUGACGACAACCCUAAAGGCUUCCAAUCUGUGAAAUAAAUAACUGUAAAUGUAUUAAUAUCGAAUGUGCAAACAUUUCAGUUCAAGGAAUAAUUUGAAAAAACAAAUGCCAAAAGUCUUUCUCCGAUUCUGUGAGGGAUUAUAAUUCCGAAACUUUAUAUACUUUGCUUACAUGACCAUCAAUACUGCUCGAUGCUAUACGUGCAGAGGCAGAUCUGCAUGUUCAGCUAAGUUGUUCUAGUCAACAUCUUGCUGAUUUAUACAAAUUUUGGUGUGUAUGUAAGUAAACGUGGGCUGGUGCUUUGACUUUUCUCCUGGAAGUUGGCUUCAUGCGUUGCACAUAGCGUACAACUAUAAAGUUUAGAGGGGUCCGACCGGAAAUGCGCCCUGACCACGCCUGGGGUAGUGAGGCGGCAUGGAGGCCAUGGGCCGCUGUAGCUGCAUUUGUAGCAGUUGCGACUUUCGCUAAUGUCACCACAGGCGUCAUGGGGACUUCCUCAUCCGCGACGAACAAAACAAUGAUCGUCAGCCAACGAGCUGUCUCUGGACCAUGUGUUAACAGUGGAGGGGUUGUUGUUAGUGACCUGGCGGAGUGGAGUACAGGGUGCAACAAAAUCGUUUGUCACGUGCAGCUGACCGGUAACUUCACCGUCACCCAUGGGUGCCCAGGGUAUGAACCGUCACAGAACCCGGACAGUCAGAACUGCCAGUAUAUACAGCACGACAGUCUGCCCUAUCCAGAUUGCUGUCCCACCCUGAAAUGCGGGGUCGCCUCACUUCUGACCACCCUGGCUUCUUCAGCGUGUGUUGACUUGCAUACCCCACGAGUGUGUCAGAUAUGGGCCUCCAUGACCAACAACUGCACCGACACAACAGCGCCGGCCUAUAAUUUUGCGGUCGCUUUUUGCAACAGCACGUGCAGAUUGUGCUGAGUUGUCCGACAGUUGGAGGAGUUCCUUGUGAACUCUGAAGAGAUCUUAUUCUUCUACUUCACGAAUUUAUAUUUCUUGAUGAAAACAUGGUUAAACAUUUAUUAUUCGUAUUAAAGGGAUAUUUUUAAA